Molecule: messenger RNA, 246 nt
Organism: Penicillium brasilianum
Lineage: Eukaryota; Fungi; Ascomycota; Eurotiomycetes; Eurotiales; Aspergillaceae
Source: the annotation of a GenBank genome assembly
AUGCCGGGAGAAGAUCCAGAUCUGCCUCCAACUCCUCAGCGAACCCAGGAUGACGAGCCACCUCGGACGCUGCGGGGCGUUGGCCGAGUUGGAAGCUAUCGCCCCGCAGAUCAGGCAUCUGUGACAUUUGGAGAUGCCACGACAAUCCCCGAGGGACACGCUGGCACAGCAGAACUGGACCCUGGGAAGUGGGCUGCCCUACUCUGGCAAACACCAUGGACGGUGGCGAUGCAGGGCCGCUUCUAA